CUUCCGGGGCAGAUGUCGUCGUAGCAGCUGUAGGGAGGGGAAGCCAUUUUUUGUUUCUGGGAAGAGUAAGGAAGAAACCGGGAGAAAAGCGAGGGGGGAGUAAAGAGAAAAUAGAAGGGCUCAGCCCCUUUCCGCUGAACCGAAGAUAGGAAGCAGUUUCGGCUGGUGGGUAAGGUCCCGAGGGCCCAGAGAUGUUUUCCCUGUCGAGCACUGUGCAGCCCCAGGUUACAGUUCCUCUUAGUCAUCUCAUCAAUGCCUUCCAUUCACCAAAAACCGGAUCUGUUUCUGUCAAUACAUCUGUUUCUCAAAAACAUCAUCGAGAUACAGUUCCUGAGCAGGAUACUCCCAGUAGUGAGCCUGUACUUAAUUUAAGGGACCUUGGAUUAUCUGAAUUAAAAAUUGGACAGAUUGAUCAACUGGUAGAAAAUUUACUUCCUGGAUUUUAUAAAGACAAAAGAGUUUCUUCCCAUUGGCAUACAUCUCAUGUCUCAGCACAGUCCUUCUUUGAAAAUAAAUAUGGUCACUUAGAUAUGUUCAGUACACUACGCUCCUCUAGCUUGUACAGACAACAUCCAAAAACUCUUCGAAGCAUUUGUUCAGAUCUUCAGUAUUUUCCAGUUUUCAUACAGUCUCGGGGUUUUAAAACUUUGAAGUCAAGGACACGACGUUUGCAGUCUACUUCUGAAAGAUUAGCAGAAGCACAGAAUAUAGCACCAUCAUUUGUGAAGGGGUUUCUUUUGCGGGACAGAGGAACCGAUCUUGAGAGUUUGGACAAACUUAUGAAAACAAAAAACAUACCUGAAGCUCACCAAGAUGCAUUUAAAACUGGUUUUGCAGAGGGUUUUCUCAAAGCUCAAGCUCUGACACAGAAGACCAAUGAUUCCUUAAGGCGGACUCGUCUGAUCGUCUUUGUUCUGCUCCUGCUUGGCAUUUAUGGACUCUUAAAAAACCCAUUUUUAUCUGUUCGCUUCCGGACAACCACAGGACUUGAUUCUGCCGUAGAUCCUGUCCAGAUGAAAAAUGUCACUUUUGAACAUGUUAAAGGGGUGGAGGAAGCCAAACAAGAAUUACAGGAAGUGGUUGAAUUCUUGAAAAACCCACAAAAAUUUACUGUGCUUGGAGGUAAACUUCCCAAAGGAAUUCUUUUAGUUGGGCCACCAGGAACAGGAAAGACACUUCUUGCUCGAGCUGUGGCAGGAGAAGCUGAUGUUCCUUUUUAUUAUGCUUCUGGAUCAGAAUUCGAUGAGAUGUUUGUGGGUGUAGGAGCCAGCAGGAUCAGAAAUCUUUUUAGAGAAGCAAAAGCAAAUGCUCCUUGUGUUAUAUUCAUUGAUGAAUUAGAUUCUGUUGGUGGGAAGAGAAUUGAAUCUCCAAUGCAUCCAUAUUCGAGGCAGACUAUCAAUCAACUUCUUGCUGAAAUGGAUGGUUUCAAACCCAAUGAAGGAGUAAUCAUUAUAGGUGCCACAAAUUUCCCAGAGGCAUUAGAUAAUGCCUUAAUACGUCCUGGUCGUUUUGACAUGCAAGUUACAGUUCCAAGGCCAGAUGUGAGGGGUCGGACUGAAAUUUUGAAAUGGUAUCUUAAUAAAAUAAAGUUUGACAAAUCUGUUGAUCCAGAAAUCAUAGCUCGAGGUACUGUUGGGUUUUCUGGAGCAGAGUUGGAGAAUCUUGUGAACCAAGCUGCUUUAAAGGCAGCUGUUGAUGGAAAAGAAAUGGUUACCAUGAAGGAACUAGAGUUUUCAAAGGAUAAAAUUCUAAUGGGACCAGAAAGAAGAAGUGUGGAAAUUGAUAACAAAAACAAAACCAUAACAGCCUAUCAUGAAUCUGGUCAUGCUAUUAUUGCAUAUUACACAAAGGAUGCAAUGCCAAUCAAUAAAGCUACAAUCAUGCCACGGGGGCCCACACUUGGACAUGUCUCACUGUUGCCGGAGAAUGACAGGUGGAAUGAAACCAGAGCCCAGCUGCUUGCACAAAUGGAUGUUAGUAUGGGAGGGAGAGUAGCAGAGGAGCUCAUAUUUGGAACUGACCAUAUUACAACAGGUGCUUCUAGUGACUUUGAUAAUGCAACACAAAUUGCAAAAAGGAUGGUUACCAGAUUUGGAAUGAGUGAAAAGCUUGGAGUUAUGACCUACAGUGAUGCAGGAACACUAAGUCCUGAAACUCAAUCUGCCAUUGAACAAGAAAUAAGAAUCCUUCUACGGGAAUCAUAUGAACGAGCAAAACAUAUCUUGAAAACUCAUGCAAAAGAGCAUAAGAAUCUAGCAGAAGCCUUGUUGACUUAUGAGACUUUGGAUGCCAAAGAGAUUCAAAUUGUUCUUGAGGGGAAGAAAUUGGAAGUGAGAUGAUAACUCUCUUGAUAUUGUUGGUUUUAUUACGAGAAUAUAAGUAGCCCUGCAGUCUCUUUUUGCAACAUUCUUCAACCCCCAUUCUUGACUUGGUAUAUAACUCAAGGAUGUGAAACACUUUGUCAGUCUUCUGUCACAUUAUCUGAUUUUGGUUAUUCCCAUGAUGACACCCAUUGAAGAUUAGUAGCCCAUAGCAAGUACAUGAAAACACAAUAAAUAAAAAACUGUCAGGAUUAAAGACAGAUUGUUUGAAAAAUGUCAGUCAAUCAUGUUAAAAGUAAGCAAUCAUUUUGUGGUUGAUUACUUGAAGUGAGUGAAAAUUGUGCCUUUAUCUACUGGUAAGUAUUUUUUUUUUUUUUUAAAUUUGCAAGCUAAAAUAAUUGAAAAGCUAUCAUCUCCUGAUAGUUAUAUUUCUCUUUGGUAAAAAAUAAAUGCCAUGGGUAAAUCAAUUUCUGCAUAUAUCAGUGGAAAUCAUUAAGAUGUACUUAAUUAUGUUCUUAAUUGACCAUGUAAAAUGGCCUUUCAAAGAAGCUUUUUGAAUUGUAAACAAAGAUAUAAUCAGAAUUUAAAUGAUUAUAAUAUUUUGAAAAUGCAGCAUGCAUGCCCAUUUUCUUUCAGAUUGUACUAUCUCACUGACAAAAUUGGUUUCAGAACACCAGUAUUUUAUGACAUAAGUAACAAAGUAUAUUCUGAAUAAUUGUAUAAUUACAUUUAAUCUCAAAAUCAAAAUGAAACCAAAAACUCAAUUCCUUUUAAGAGGUCUUUCAACUUCUACCUUGUCAUAGUUGGAAGGCUUUUGCAUCUGCACAUAUUACAGGAUUUAUUAGUGAUUUCAUCUUUAAAUCAGUAGAAUGUAGAGUGCAUUGUAUUGGUGUUAUAACCAAAUUACAUUCUUGUAGGAACUAUUAAAAUACAUUCAGUUUUCUCAUUGAGGAUGUACAUGGUCUUCUUUGAAGAAGAUAAGUAUAAUUAAAGGGACCUUGUUACAUGAUAUUCUUGGCCUCUUUAAUCUUAAAUUUUGAUAACAAUUUCAGACUGAAAAUGUUGGUAGAGCUCCUUUAUAUUCUUGAUCAAGACACAUGGAUUGUUUUCAUUUUUCCUGCUUUUUACUGUUUCCGUUGUCACUCAUAUUCAUGUGCUCAUACUCUCUCCUUCCCCUCAUUUUCUGCAUAUUCAUACAUAACAUAUAUAGAAAACGUUGGUAUUUUGUUUUAUCUAACCUAACUUAAAACAGUUUUACAGUCACAUUGAGUUGUAAUUUUCAUGUUAUAAAACUUGUUCAUUGUAAAUAUAUAGACCAAAGACUUUUUUCUGUGUAAUCAUCCCUACUAUUAGGUUUUAGCAUAUUUUUUUCAAGCUUUCAAAAUUCAAAGUGACUAUACAAAUUUCCUUUGUAGCUUGUGUUAUGUGAGGUUUACAGUUUCAUCGCCAAUCACUAUAACGUGAUAUCUCAUCAAUGACAUCCAAAUCAAAUACCUCACAGUUCUAGUCUCAGUAAAUUAUAUUGCAAGUUUACUGUGACUUUUGAGUUUUAGUUGGUUUUAUUGCUUCUACUUCAUGUGUAUGCAAAGACUUUGACAAUCAAAUGUGGAUAUGGAUAGCUGGAGAAUUUUCUGCUCUGCAUGUCUGGUAAACUUAGAGUAUUUUAUGAAGUGAUUAUCAACUUCCUGUGCAUUUCUCACAUCACAGAAAUCUCAUGACUGUCUACUCUCAUCUUGUUUGCAUAUUGCAGAGCAACCAACCACUUAAGGCUAGUAAGCUGCUUAUCAUUGAGAUUCUAGAUUUACAUCAGAUCAACUGAAUUCUCUUGUGAAAAUGAGAAUAAGCCUUUUAUUUUUCUUGGGGUGUUUUUUGCUUGUUUGUUUGUUUUGGGUCUUUUCCAGAAAGUUCUCUGUACGUAGUGUAGGCUAACCUCCAAUUGACCAGCCUGCCUGAUCCUUCUGGAUGGUUAUAGGUAUGCUCCACCAUUCCUGGCACACAAGUCUUUAUUUUACAGGUCUUCCUUCACUGUGGUUCAACUAUUGAACCUGUGGGCUGGGAACUGUCCUGAGUAGGCAGGAUAACCAGAGAAUCUUAUUCUUGGUUGCACUCUGGUUUUCAUGAAGAAACAAGUCAUACUUUGUUGUAGGUCUUCUGUUAAUUUCAAGAGUCAUGAAAUGGUUGUUUGUGAUGGUUUGCUUGAGCUUUGUAGUUGACUUUUGUCAACUGAAAAUGAAUCUCUCCUGGAAAGCACAUUCCAACUGAAGCAUUUUAAAGUGAGUGGAUUUAGAAAGCAGCUUUAAGCUUUCCUGAGCUUAUAUUCAAAGCCAUUCAAAUACCUGAAUUGAAUUGUGGGAAUUGGACUCUUCAGCAUCCAUCCCCAGCAUGAACACCCACUUAAAUAAUUCAUUAUAUGUGAAAAUACCUUCACUUGGAUUAAGCAAGCUAAAUAACUAAGAACCUGGUUGUAGGAUAGUAGUAAGAAAACAGGCGUUGAGUAGGAUAGAAAAGGCAGUUUGUAACAUUCCGUAUGUUAUACUUGCUCACAUCCAGCCUGCAGAGCAUGAAGACACAGUUUCCCAGUGGGGAAGAGGGGAGCAAGCACAGAACGUGGGUUAGAACCCAGUAUUGGGCUUGCAUACCACCAUAAAAUGCAGUAAUGGACAGACCCUACAUCCACUCUUCUCUGGUGACGUGAGAUGAGCACUGACUGUAAUGGCCGUUGGUUCAGAAUAACCUGUAUUCAAAGUGCUGAGGAAAGCCCUGCCUGCCAGGAUAUUGUACUUAACGAAACUGACCUUCAGAAGUAAAGCAGUCUCACAGACAAAAGCUAUGAGAAGACAUCACCUCCUGAUUUGUUGAAGAAAUGCAAAAGGGAGUUAUUCAAAUGGAAAGAAACUUGCUAGUACAAUAUACCUGAAAAUACAAAAGUCUGAUAAAAGUAAACACUUAAAUUUAGAGCACUCUGGUGAUUGUAUUUAAAUCACUACUUUUAGUAUAGAUGUUAGUAGGGAAAUAUCUACAAUAAUUUUCAAGAGUUCGUGACAACAGACUACAGAUGGUAUGUAAAGGGUAGAGGAUUAUUUUUUCCUAUUGAAGUUGCCAUCUUAGUUCCUGUCUCGGCUUCCCUUAGUGAGGGAUUGUGAUUGGGACUUUUAAGCUAACGAUGCUUUCCUAGCCAAGUGGCUGUUCAAGGUCUUUAUCACAGCAGUAGAAAGCAAACCAAAUGAAAAGAUGAAAUAGCAAGUGGCAGAUGAUAAAAAGGAAAACACCAUCAAGUCAGGUGCACAAAACAUCCAACAGAAGCUGACUGGGAGGCAGCAAAGUGGAGUUCUCCAUGGAGUCUCUGGAAAGAGCAGAAUGGUUCUUCAGGUGAGCCUUUGAAGUAGAAGAAGAAAUAGCAGAGACAUACCAAAUCAGGUGCAAGAAUAUCCUGCAGAAGUGUACUGAGAAAGAUGGGCCAGUUGCUGGAGUUUCCAGUUGAGUGCCCUCUCUACUCUGUGCCAACUUGUGGAUCAAAUUCCUGUGACUAAAUUUCUGAAUUUUCUUCCUCACUGUAGGCACUUCAACAUUAUGGAAUAAACAAUAGUAAUGACA
Onychomys torridus (southern grasshopper mouse) is the source of this 5915-nucleotide messenger RNA. It is a transcript of the gene Yme1l1, whose product is annotated as YME1 like 1 ATPase. Gene Ontology annotation, cellular component: mitochondrial inner membrane. The transcript has 19 exons. The record is from RefSeq and is a predicted model, not a curated record. The coding region runs from base 192 to 2339 and encodes 715 amino acids. Gene Ontology annotation, biological process: mitochondrion organization; protein quality control for misfolded or incompletely synthesized proteins. NCBI's taxonomy places the organism in Eukaryota, Metazoa, Chordata, Mammalia, Rodentia, Cricetidae. Gene Ontology annotation, molecular function: metalloendopeptidase activity; ATP hydrolysis activity; ATP binding.